AUGCCUUUAUCUUCAAAUGAUCAAAAUAAUAAUCUUAAUAAUCCAAAAUUAAAAAGAAAAUAAAGAAUUUCUUACUCUUAAAAUGAAGAAUUUGAAUAAAUUUAAAAAAAGACAAAGACAGAAGAAUAAGACUCUUUUAAUUCUAUGAAAUAAAAUAUCUAUUUGCCAUCUUAAUUGUAUACAUUUGAAGGAAAUAACAAAUCAACUGAUUUGGAUAUAAUCUCACCAAAAAAGGAUGAACCUAAAUAUACCAUAAUUAAUGAUAUCAUGAAUAUAUAACAAUUUGAUAUUAAUGGAGACAAUAAAUUUGCUUAAUCAAUAUGCUAAAAAAAGAUUAUUCCUCGCUAUAUCAUAACAGAUAAAGGAAUCCUUUAAUUCAAUUCUUCAGAUAUUAAUUAUGUUAGUCGAUUUGGUAAAGGCAGUAAAGUAGAAUGGAGUCUUGAUAAAAAUAAAUAGAAAACUAUGAGAAAUGAAUAAGUUCUAUUAGAAGCUUUAAAAUAAUUUGGAAAAAAGAAACCUAUAUUGUCUGCUUUAGCUGCAAUUCCUCUUUCUAAUAACCCCACAUUUUUUUGGAAAUGUUAAUAUACAGAAUAAAGCUAAUUAGGAAUAAUGAAUGAUGUAUUCUAUCUAUUAUAGUAAUAUUUACCAUAUGAUAAAAUUUCUGGAUUUAGAGUUUAGAGAUUUGAAUUCGAAGAUAUAGAAGACAUGAAAAAAGUAAUCAAUGACUAUUCACCAGCUUACAAAGAAAAAUUACUUGUCCCUCUGUACUUUGGUUAGAAAGGAGACAACUAUCUUGAAAUAAUUGAUCAACUAAAAAUUAAUAGUAAUUAAAAACUAGUCGUGUUAAAAUGGAUAGAUCAAGCUCAUUGGGAGUCUGAUAUCUUUUAUCAAGGCAAGCAUUUUUCUUCCAAUUUAAAUCUAGAAGAAACAAGGUCUGAAAUGAUAGAUGUUGAAUAAAUGCAAUUCAGUAUCUUUUUAUGGUAAGAUGGAGAAUAUGAAGAUAAGGUAAAAAGGAAGAUAGAAUAAGAUAUUUAUAAAUCAUUAAAUUUAAUACCAGAUUGUGUACAAUGUUUAUUGCCAUCACGCUUUUAUAGUGAUACUCUUUACAUAACAUAAAAUAUUAGUGAUUGGUAAUUAGAAUUAUAAUAUUUAUUUAAUCAAUAAAUAUGA
This is a messenger RNA of Tetrahymena thermophila SB210, 1170 nucleotides long. RefSeq lists its product as hypothetical. Lineage: Eukaryota; Ciliophora; Oligohymenophorea; Hymenostomatida; Tetrahymenidae. The transcript has a single exon. The record is from RefSeq and is a predicted model, not a curated record.